Messenger RNA from Equus quagga, 1352 nucleotides. It is a transcript of the gene UBALD1, whose product is annotated as UBA like domain containing 1. The coding region runs from base 81 to 617 and encodes 178 amino acids. The record is from RefSeq and is a predicted model, not a curated record. The transcript is spliced from 3 exons. Gene Ontology annotation, molecular function: protein binding. Lineage: Eukaryota; Metazoa; Chordata; Mammalia; Perissodactyla; Equidae.
AGCCGGCUCGCUAAUGGUGGACGCGUGAGGCGGAGGAGCGCGGCGGGCGGGCGGCCGGGGGGCAGCGCGGCGGCGGCGCCAUGUCCGUGAACAUGGACGAGCUCAAGCACCAGGUCAUGAUCAACCAGUUCGUGCUGACGGCGGGCUGUGCGGCCGACCAGGCGAAGCAGCUGCUGCAGGCGGCCCACUGGCAGUUCGAGACGGCCCUCAGCGCCUUUUUCCAGGAGACCAACAUCCCCUACAGCCACCACCACCACCAGAUGAUGUGCACUCCUGCCAACACCCCUGCCACGCCCCCCAACUUCCCUGACGCCCUCACCAUGUUCUCCCGUCUCAAGGCCUCUGAGAGCUUCCACGGUGGCGGCAGCGGCAGCCCGAUGGCCGCCACGGCCACAUCGCCCCCACCGCACUUCCCCCACGCCGCCACCAGCAGCUUCGCGGCACCCAGCUGGCCGACUGCGGCCUCGCCCCCAGGGGGGCCACAGCACCACCCGCCGCAGCAGCCGCCCCUGUGGACUCCAGCACCCCCUUCCCCGGUGUCAGACUGGCCGCCCCUGCCACCCCAACAGGCCACCUCAGAACCCAGGGCCCACCCCGCCAUGGAGGCCGAGAGAUAAGGGAGGCCCCUCCCCCCUCCCGGAGGCCAGGGCCCCGUGGGGCGGGGGAGAGGAUGUCUCCGCAGGCCCCCUUCACCCUCCUCUGUCUGACCCCCGUUCCCCGGAGCCCUGGAGGGGAGAGACGGGACCCUCAUGCCAGCACACAGGCUGCCCGCGCACAUACACGGAAGCGCAGGCACGUGGCACCCAGCUUGCAUGGAUUUGGUUGAGUCGUCUGGGUGCUGGUGGACAGAACUUCAGAGGCCAAGCAGCCUUCCCCAGAGAACUCACCUGCCCCACCCCACCCAGGGGGCUGCGGAGAAGCGCCACCGCUGCGGAGACUCGGCUGGCUCCUGCCUUGGAGCUCCUUGGGGGCUGGCAGGCCUAGAUCCCCACCCUCGGGAAUGCAGAGUCUUCGCAUGUGUGCGUGUAGCUGUGUCUGUGUAUUUAUAUGUAUGUCGCUCUUCAAGAAGCAACCUAGUUUACGGGGCAGCUGGACUUUGCAUGUUAGAGUGAGCCCCCAGCCCCUUGCCCGCCGCCCCUCUCCCCAGGGCCCUGCCCUCUCCUCAACCCCCUGGCCGGCCAGCCUUGCUGUUCCCUGCAGAGAAGAGGAUUGUGGGAAACUCCAGGACUCUUCCCACCCAUCCCCCAGCGCCUGCCUGCUGGGGCUGCCUGCAUGCCUCCCUCAGAGCCCGGGGGUACCCCAUACCCAUUUCCUUUCCCCUUUUAACAAAGGAGAAGAAAGUUCCAAACCAC